AUGACCACUGCGGAGGUUCAGGGUGGGAUUCGCAAGAACGAUGAAGAUACGGAUACACAGACCAUUCUACGCGUAAAGCGAAAACGCAUAGACAGUCCUGUGGAUGCGUUUGUGUUCCAACUAGGGCAAGAAAGAAGCAGCAAACGACACGGUACAAAUGACGGUGCACGAGGUGUAUUUCGCCUUGCCGAAACCAACCGAGAAUCGUCGUAUUCCGUAAAAGCACAUUCACAGGUACCUGCAGAGCAAAGUGCAUCAGCGCGUAUCAUUGAGGCAGAAUGGGAUGCUGCGAAGCAUAAAGUAGCGAUUAAACGCAAACGCGGCGCUGAUUCGGACGACAAAGAAAAGGAGCAGAAACGAAAGCAAGGCAAACCCGACGAGCCUGUGUUGCCCAAUAUGGAUCACUUUGCUGGUAUGCUUGCUGAUUACUUGAACUGUACGUAUCGACCAUUAUUUACGCCAGUCAACGAUGUCCAAGUGAUGGAGAAUACGUCCAACGAGUAUGUAUACGAUAUUUACUUCCGCGAAUUACUCCCACAAAAUUGGCGCGUACCUAGCCACAAAAAGAGUACCAUUCAGCGUGAGAGCGCCAGCCGAGGGCCGCCACAGAUUGGGCGAGCCAAGACAUCGCCAGCAAAGCACGCGUAUUCGCCUGUCCCGGCCCCCAGGGCCAGCGCAUCGGACCACCCGACGUCCGCUCCUGGCUUUGAGCACCUCUCCGCACUGGAGGAGAACAAUACGCAGGAAGACUGGGAAUCAGAGGCUGAUCUUUUUCCCAUAUACCUGCGACCGAUGGUCGACGAGCACGGCGAAACUAUCAUGAUGCCUGUGUCGCUGGAAGGAGAAAAACUCACCGAGAAUUCCCUCGUAUACGAUGAGCAAAAUGCACGCUCGUUGCUGGGCGAAGAUGAAGAUAGCAACGACGAGGAUUUCUACGCGAAUGACUAUCCAGACGGUGACGAGGAUGACAGCGCAUCAUUUUAA
Molecule: messenger RNA, 984 nt
Organism: Malassezia vespertilionis
Lineage: Eukaryota; Fungi; Basidiomycota; Malasseziomycetes; Malasseziales; Malasseziaceae
Exons: 1
Coding region: 1-984 (327 amino acids)
Source: RefSeq, a predicted model, not a curated record